Messenger RNA from Haemorhous mexicanus (house finch), 566 nucleotides. RefSeq names its product protein shisa-7-like. Gene Ontology annotation, cellular component: AMPA glutamate receptor complex; dendritic spine membrane; postsynaptic density. The record is from RefSeq and is a predicted model, not a curated record. Gene Ontology annotation, biological process: regulation of short-term neuronal synaptic plasticity; regulation of AMPA receptor activity. NCBI's taxonomy places the organism in Eukaryota, Metazoa, Chordata, Aves, Passeriformes, Fringillidae.
AUGGCAGGGGGUGACACCGAGUGUGACAAUGAGGGUGGCACCGGCCACCUCCGCCACUCGGGGGGGGCGGGGGGCAUUCCCCGGGAUUCCCCCUCUCCCCGUGACGUCAGACCCGCCGCCGGGGAUCCCCCGGACUCCCCGGAGCUGUGCCACGGCUACUAUGACGUCAUGGGUCAUUACGACGCGGCGUUUAAUUGCUCGACGGGCGCGUUCCGCUUCUGCUGCGGCACCUGCAGCCUGCGCUUCUGCUGCGAGCACCGCGGCCUGCGCCUGGAGCAGCGCCGCUGCACCAACGCCCGCAGCCCCCCCUGGGCCCCGCACCGCGCCCCCCCGCGCCCUCCGCCCGCGCCCCCCGGCCCGCCCCGGCCCGGAGACCCCCGCGGGGGUGGCGGCGCUGGCGGCGGGGGGCGCGGGGGGCGUCCCAGGGCUCUCGUGGACGUGCUGCGGCACCAGGCGGGGGGGGGAGGGGCGCGGCCCGAGCGCCGCAGCAGCUGCGGGGUCCUGGCGCCCCCUCCCCCCGACUCGGGACCCCCCCGGCCCCCCAAAAACCUCUACGGGCCCGGCAA